Galdieria sulphuraria is the source of this 1915-nucleotide messenger RNA. RefSeq lists its product as uncharacterized. The record is from RefSeq and is a predicted model, not a curated record. Bases 636 to 1889 code for a protein of 417 amino acids. Lineage: Eukaryota; Rhodophyta; Bangiophyceae; Galdieriales; Galdieriaceae. Gene Ontology annotation, molecular function: zinc ion binding; protein binding. The transcript is spliced from 4 exons.
UUUAUUUGCUGUCUUUUGCUUGGGAGGGGAAUCAGUUGGAUGUAAAACUUGUGAUACUUGUUGAUGUGUCACUUCAUAAAGAAUAACAUAUACUGAGGAGAAAAAAACAUUUUUGGGCAACUAGGACAUUAUGACUCAAAGCGUAGUUGAUACCAUUUCAGAAUAAUUCAUAAGAUGUAUUAUGUUUCAAGUGGGAACGAAACGAAUAUCUUUUCAGUGCUAUUGUGGAAGAGUUGUUCAAGCAAACCUUGUAUACAUUUAUCUUCUAAAACGUUUUGUCAAAUAGUUUGCAAACCUUGUAUUUGAUAAACUAUAAACGUAACUCAUUUCUUAGUCUUUUUAAAACAAAGCAACGUAUAUAUUUCAUGUAGUUUAGUCACCUUGAAAAGGAGCGAGAGAAGUAAUCACAACCAGACGAUCUUCCCGCCGCUUCGAUUUCUGUUGAGAGAAUUGGAGGAUUUCGUUGUUCGACUUGAAAAGGAAACAACGAGUAAAUUAUAGGGAAGGGUUAUUCUUUUGAAAUCUAGCUCUGAAUCAGACAGAGUCUACAAUUUCUCUCAUUCGUUUGAACCUUGACCCGCUGUGGCACGAAUCUGAAACAGUCUGUGUUAUGCUGCAAUUAAUGGAAUCGGACCAUGUUUCUUGAAACACUGCCAGCAGAUGUUUUGAGGAAUAUAUGCUGUCACUUGGACGGUAUAUCUCUAGCUCGACUUUCUAGCACCUGUAGAAAACUUAGAAACGUUUGCUCAGAUGAGACUAUAUGGCUUGCUUGUGUCAAAAAAGAAAUCCUGGAAGAUGUCAAAGAAGAAUUUAUUCCGUUGUUAAACAAAAAUUCUCCCAACCAAAGGGGCUGGUAUAAGAUAUACCAAUCACUUCAUGGAGCUUCUUCACCCUGCUCUAGUGGUGACGGUUUGGAUUUAACUACCAACUCUUCGUUUACUUUCGAUAUUCCAGAUUUCUCAGGCUUGAAACAAUUUACUUUGAGUUUCUGGUUUUUCCUUGCCCGAGACGCAGAUACACGUGAUUUUCGUGCUCUCUGUUUUUUAGUUCCCAGUAAGGAAACCUUAAAUGGUACUUUAUGUUUACUAUUAGGAGAUGAAGACAAUCGUUGCCAUGUUUCUCAAGUCAUCUCGUCGAAUGGAAAUGUUCAAAGUGUUGAUGAGGAGUCCGUAUCGGUUCAUGAAAGAGACAGCUUUCUUGUAGCUUCAAGAGUUCAUUCCACUUUAAAGGAACUCCCAUUUUAUGAGUGGUCUCAAAUUGUAUUGGUUUGUCAUCCACAAGACUCUGAUGAACCUUGUGAGGCACCUUUUGAAAUUUUCUUGAAUGGAGAAUCACAUGGUGUGAAAUUCGCAUUGCCUGUCGAAUACAAUUUGGCAGCCAACUCCGUUCAAUUGACAUUCGGUUCUAUGGAUGGCCGCGCUAGGUUACCUAAUGCUUUUGGUCAUUUGAGUAGAAUCUUAUUGAUACCUCGUGCUGUCGACUCGUUGGGUUUAUUGGCAAUUUUACAUCAAAGUUCGCCCUUUCUACCUUAUCCCUUGUCUUGGAUAGUAUCGGCACAAAAUGCAUUUCAUGAACGUGUAAAUGAGAUUGUACAUGCGUCUAAAAGUUGUGACUUUUGUCAUAUCUUUCCAAUGAAAGGCAUUAUUUAUCGUUGUUUAGAAUGUUUUCCAAGCUAUGAUUUGUGUAUGAAAUGUUUCGAAUCGGAUGAGUUUAUAUUGGGACCAUCGCUUAGUGACCAUAGAGAUGAUCAUCUGUUUCUUCCUGUUCGGAGACCAUGUUCCUUUCGAUAUUUUACUUAUUUCAGACGUCAUUACUCGACUGGUUUGAUAAGUGUCACUACGAAUGAUUUGGAGCAAAUAACUUUAGGCAAUACUAGAAAUGAUGAAUAAACAAGGUCUGUUUGUCUGUUUGCGCA